AUUAAAGUUAGCAUGGAUUCGCUGCCUAAAUUUCUAAGUCACGCCAAGAGUAUAUACCUCUGCUGUUACUUUUGUUAAUGCUCGCUAAGUGGAGGACCGUUGGGGGGCCAGGAGCUUCAUAUAUGUUCGAGCACUUUCCCUCUCUCCGGGCAAGGAAAAUGGCCGCCCCAAGGGAAUGGAUCCUCGCUCUCGUCCUGCUCAUAAUCGUCAAUCUCUCCCUCAAAGCGUCCUCCACCAGCAGCAUCGGCGUCAACUACGGAAGAAUGAGCGAUAAUCUCCCAUCCCCAGCCCAGGCAGCACAGCUCCUGAUCCAGCACGGGAUCACGAAGGUAAAGCUCUACGACGCUGAUCCAUCGGUGAUCUCCGCCUUCGCCAGCACUGGAAUCCAGAUCGCCGUAUCGAUGUACAACGAAGUAAUCUGGCAGCUGGCCUCGAGCCAAGAACAAGCCGAUAGCUGGCUCGCCUCUGCGAUUCUCCCUCACCUGGCGGCUAACGCAAGCAUUGAGAUGAUCCUGCUCGGCAACGAGGUACUCACCCGCGCAGAUCCAGCGCUGGCGCCCCAGCUCGUCCCGGCAAUGCGAAAUCUCCACAAAACCCUAGUCACCAGGGGCCUGGAUUCCAGAAUCAAGCUGACAACGAGCCACGCGAUGGACGUCCUGGAUUUCUCGCGCUCUUUCCCGCCCUCGGCUGGUAUAUUCCGCCCCGGAAUGGAGGAGACGAUGAAGCCCCUCUUGGACUUCCUGGCGGAGACCUCCUCGCCGUUCCUGAUCGAUGCUUACCCCUAUUUCGCGUACAGGGACGACAAGGGGGAGCAUAUCGAUCUGGAGUUUGCGCUUCUCGACCCCAACUCAUCUGGGACCACGGAUUGGAUCACUGGAUUGCACUACCCGACGAUGCUCGACGCCCAGGUGGACACAAUCUAUGCCGCGAUGGGCAGGCUGGGCUAUGGCAACGGCGAGGUUCGUGUCAUUGUUGGCGAGACUGGGUGGCCAUCGGCAGGCGACGAGAGGAAUUUCGGGGCUGGGAUGGAGAAUGCGAGGAAAUUCGUGCAAAAUCUCGUACGUAGGCAGCAGCAGGGACUAGGAACGCCAUUGCAUCCAGAAGUUUCCAUUGAAUCAUACAUCUUUGCGCUGUUCAAUGAGGAUUUGAAGCAGGGGAGCACAGCAGAGCGCAACUUUGGCCUCUUCUAUCCCAACAUGACACAAGUGUAUAGCGUAGAGUUUUCUUUAAACAUGUUUAAAUAAA
Messenger RNA from Selaginella moellendorffii, 1245 nucleotides. Its product is annotated as glucan endo-1,3-beta-glucosidase 11. The transcript is spliced from 2 exons. Bases 78 to 1244 code for a protein of 388 amino acids. Lineage: Eukaryota; Viridiplantae; Streptophyta; Lycopodiopsida; Selaginellales; Selaginellaceae. The record is from RefSeq and is a predicted model, not a curated record. Gene Ontology annotation, cellular component: plasma membrane. Gene Ontology annotation, biological process: carbohydrate metabolic process. Gene Ontology annotation, molecular function: hydrolase activity, hydrolyzing O-glycosyl compounds.